CCGUACAGGGCGACCUGUUUUUUGGUGAGUUUGAAAAGUUUGUUGAAAUAUUUCUUGAAUUUGGAAGCUUUUUAGACAACGUGCGGCCAUCACACGCUUAAGAGCGAUUUGUAAACGUGUUAAAUAUUAGUUCAGACCGAACUGACAACGUUUUGAUCUGUCGUUUAAGAGCCUGUAGAACCUGAAGCGAUUCUGGCGACGUUGACGAAGCAAAAACAAACUCGAAAACAAGCUUGUCGUCUAUUGAUCUGAGCGUUUUUUGCUGAAAUGUCGAUUAGAUCGUUUGGAAAUCGGUGAUUCGUCGUGUUUUGUGUAUUUUCUCAGCGACGGUUUCUGUUUCUAUGGCAGUGUUUUUCCUGACAACAUACUAAACACCUUUGUCUUACAGGUCUAACCACGCAUGACACGGGCUGUGUUUGACGCAAAUCGAUUAAGUUCCGACUAACUGUCCUUAUCAACGGUCGAAUUUUAUCGCCAUCCUUGAAUUGAAGUCGUCCGUUAACGAUAUAUGAUCGAGUAUCUUCCUAGGAUGGAAUGAAUGGGCUCGUUGCGCGCAUGCGCGAAGUGUUCCAAAGUUUAUAAACAAGAUUGUCACAUGACGGCGAGAUUGUGAAAUAGUUUGAGUAUACAUGAUGGUGUGGAAGGUUGCGACCCCAACUCACCAGUCUAGUCGCACAAGGCCUCAAAUUAUGGAGUCUCAAAGUCGACAAACCGACCCAGAAGGAGUCCUGACUGCGGCCUGUGACGAGCGACUUUCCCCACCAGCUUCCAAUGCAUCAAUGGAAUACAAUGACCUUCCCGACCUGCAGGAGGUUCCCAAGACAGAGCCAACGGUGGUUUAUCAGGUGGAAGUGGGAGUGUCGCAUCAGGAGCGACACCCAAAGACGUGCAACCUAAAAGCACCGGACACACAGUGGCUGACACAGCUGGCUCACAUCGCCACAGGACCUCAGAGUCCACUACUGCAGGACCCCCGGCAAGCCUGUUCCUCUUCGGCAGCUUCGCUGAACAUCGGCUGUGAUCUGCAUUCCUAUGCUCGACCUCCCCCACUGUCUGAGCGGACGCUGUCGCCCUCCAGAGGCCGAGGCAGGGAGCGACAUCACAGCAGGACGAGCAGUGAGUGUGACUCUGUGGUGUCGACCAGAUCGUCGCUAUCUGAUGAUGAAGAUAUGACGUGGAGCGUGUCAUGGCCUCCGACUGCCUGGCACUGUUUCCUCAAAGGUACACGUCUUCGUUUCCAUAGCGGUUCCAAUGUGGAGUGGCAGGAGGUGGAGGACCUGGACUCUGCUGCGGUACACUCUGAUGACAUGGGCCGGUCCAGCUCUCUGAAGAGUUACGGUUCUGAGGGUCUGCAGUUGGUGAAACAGACCGAGAACGUGAUGUCGGGGCAAGCUGUUCUACAGCUGACAUUUGACCCCGGGGCUUUCGGACAUUCACACAUGACCGUCCAAUGCCAGCUAGACCAUCCCUUCUAUGUCAAGGAUAAAGGAUGGUCGUCGUUCUACCCGAGCCUGACUGUGGUGCAUUAUGGGAUACCGUGCUAUGAAAUGGGCCUGGGGGAUGUGUGUCUGCCUCCAGGACACAGAGAUGCCAAACACACCGACGACUCUCGAGUUUUUGACACCUUCAGAAGCUACGACUUCACGCCGCUGGACUCGUCCGCCGUCUACGUGUUGAGCAGCAUGGCUAGAAGACGCAGAGCCUCUCAGUCCAGCGGGGGAGCCGUUUCCCCUGACAGAGACACGAGUCGCACGACACCAGACGCCCGCAGUCGCAGCCCCUCCCACCACACAGAGCGAAAACUAGUCAGAAGCCAUCCUGAAUCAGCAGAUGAGUCACCCAUCAAGUGCAAGAGACCGAUGAACGCUUUCAUGCUGUUCGCCAAGAAGUUCAGGGUGGAGUUCACACGGAUGUACCCGGGGAAAGACAACAGAGCCAUCAGCGUUUUGCUCGGCGAGCAAUGGAAGAAGAUGCGCAGCGACGAGCGGCGAGUGUUCACCGUACGUGCCAAAGCUCUGGCCGAUGAACAGAGGAAGCUGAACCCAGACUGCUGGAAACGGAAACGCACCAACUCUGGCAGUCAGGGGUUUUAGUGCCACAAGAAAUGGAGACGCGCUUUUGAACCGGCGACACAGCUCCCUCAUAGCAAAUCCUGAAACUCUCAGACACCAUUUUCCUUGUUUAUUAAUAAUUGUCAGUGCAACUUCUACGUACUCACAGUACUGUUGCGUGUCUUCAAAUAUUUAAUGCAACAAAUAAUAUAGAAAAAGUAGCUUUAAUGGACAUUAUAAAUGGGAUUUUGGUGCUACAUAUUUUAAUGAGAUAUUUACUUUCUGUAGCAAAGUUAUAUUUUUAUAUUAUAAAGUGUUCUUCUGGGGCUUUUAUUGUGAAGUGUAACAUUUCCUCGCCAAAAUACUCAACUUGUCGUUUCAACACCAAACUAAAAGUAAAACGUUAACAACCUUAUUAGCUUUUGUAGCACCUCAUAUUUAGCGUACAGUUGUCGCAGUUUUUUCUUUUUUUUUUUACCACCGUUAAAUCGGCCUACAGCCACGGUGAGUCGCAACAGCAGUAUUAUUUGGCUCAGAUCUGUGGAUUAAACGUAACCGAACAAGCCUUAAGUCAGGGUUGAUGCAAAUUCCUUGGGGUUGAAUUUAGUAUUUCCAAAAUACUAAAAAAAGCUUCUUCACAUCAAAGAGGUAAUUCGCCUGACUUUAGACACCCCAGCUGUUGGUGGUCGUGAAUCAGUCUUUCAAGUGAAUCACAUCUUCUCAUUGUACGACUGACUUCAAAGAGGAGCACCUCAGCCUCUUCCUGGGAGUGAAGUUUGCUUUUGCAACCUGACAGCAGGUCUUGAAUCAUAAUUCGAGUCAGUCUUACCGGAUAUGUCAACGUCCUAGUGCGUAGUCACAAGUGAGCGGAGCAUUUUCAUGGCAACAUAACAUCAUGAAAUUAUGUUUUAUAUAAUUAUGUUUUAUAUUAUUACACCAUAUUCAGCUUACAUGAAGCCCGACAACAAUGAAACUCAUCGGCAAAAUGAGGUGAAUUCAUCACGCACUAUAUUCACUUUAUCUCGUGCAACAGCAGCUGUGUAUGUAUUAAUGACAAACAUGUAUUUUAUUCCUCUAUGUUGGACUGUUUUCCUUUCAUGUGGAGAGAUGAUGCAAUAUUUCAUU
Synchiropus splendidus (mandarinfish) is the source of this 3176-nucleotide messenger RNA. Its product is annotated as HMG box-containing protein 1-like. NCBI's taxonomy places the organism in Eukaryota, Metazoa, Chordata, Actinopteri, Syngnathiformes, Callionymidae. The record is from RefSeq and is a predicted model, not a curated record. The transcript is spliced from 13 exons. Gene Ontology annotation, cellular component: nucleus. Gene Ontology annotation, molecular function: protein binding; DNA-binding transcription factor activity, RNA polymerase II-specific; RNA polymerase II cis-regulatory region sequence-specific DNA binding. Gene Ontology annotation, biological process: regulation of transcription by RNA polymerase II. The coding region runs from base 630 to 2093 and encodes 487 amino acids.